UUUUUUUCCUCCUUGAGCAUCCACUAGCAUUCUCUUUCCAAUUUUGUUGUUCCUGUAUUGCAAGGGGUGGACGAUACUUCCUUUAGACUACACCCUGACCAAAUUUCAUUCUCUGGAGCUUUUUUUGAUCACACGCGUCUCACAAAGAAACUAGAACCAUUUCAUUAACGGGUAAUUGAAUCCGUGAGCUUUCAACAAAACAAGCAUCCUUUCUUUGCUAAGGCAAAAAUGACACGCACUAGCAUCUCUGCUCUAGCUGUUGCGUGGUUCCUGGCGGCAAGCCAGGUCAACGCUGGGCCAAUUGCCCCUCCUGUCGAUACCAACCCGACAAACAGCGAGCUUGCCAGUCUUGGCGGCCUCCUGCAGGCACUCGGUGCUGGAGUCAUCGGCAACGGAGCCUUGAUAUACCCGACAGGCCCGUCUUCGCACCAGCGUGCAGAGGCUGAGGUCAUGGCGUCGGACUCAGCCACGCGCAUCUUCAAGAAAGUCAAGUCGGCCAUCAAGGACGGCGGGCUGAACGACGAGGACGGGGGCGACGGCGACGACAACCACAAGUCGCUGACGUACCUGGUGAAGCCAGCCUUGAUUUCCACCGCGAGGAGAUCCCGCCACCGAACCCACUAG
Linderina pennispora is the source of this 624-nucleotide messenger RNA. RefSeq lists its product as uncharacterized. NCBI's taxonomy places the organism in Eukaryota, Fungi, Kickxellomycota, Kickxellomycetes, Kickxellales, Kickxellaceae. The record is from RefSeq and is a predicted model, not a curated record. The transcript has 2 exons. Bases 229 to 624 code for a protein of 131 amino acids.